Molecule: messenger RNA, 4095 nt
Organism: Aspergillus tanneri
Lineage: Eukaryota; Fungi; Ascomycota; Eurotiomycetes; Eurotiales; Aspergillaceae
Gene: HOS4
Product: putative histone deacetylase complex subunit (Hos4)
Exons: 4
Coding region: 1-4095 (1364 amino acids)
Biological process (GO): translation
Cellular component (GO): ribosome
Molecular function (GO): structural constituent of ribosome; protein binding
Source: RefSeq, a predicted model, not a curated record
AUGAGUGAUGUUGACACUGUCCCCUCCCUGCCAGCUACCCUGGAUGCCGGACAAAGCGCUCUUGCGGUCAAGGUGAAUAGCCGGUCUCCCUCGGGACCGCCAUCCCCAAAGAGAACAUCGCCAUCUCGAGUUCUCAACGGAGGUGAUGGCCCCGCAGAGGAGAUUGUUCCCGUUGCCGGGGAGGGCGAUGGGCCACCGAGUCCUAGGGCUGAUUCGGAGGCAGAAACCAUAAUUCAAUCGGGCCGAGAGUCUUUAUCGCCAGAGAAAAGACGGAAGUAUAUAAAGCAUGAACCGAGACGACGUGAUGAUGGAAAUUUACAUGUUGAUGACAUGGUACCAGGCCUGGCCCCUGAAGAUCUGCGACGGGGAAACUCCCUAAAUGGCGGUUCUCCCAGCGAAUGCGACCGUGACUUGCGCCCAUUGAGCCCUCCCGGAAGAGCCAACUCCCCCGUGUCUAUUGUGAAGUUAGAGAAGCCUGAGGAGUCGCUGUCCGUUCCAAGGAAAUCGGAGCCCCCCUAUCCUUCGGUUCCCGCGCCCAACUCGAGAAAGCGUAGUUUCAGCGAAACCAUCGACGGCGAAGAAGGACCGGUUCGUCAAGACAGUUCUGCCCCCGCACAUGACAGGGGGCGGAAGGAGCUGAACGGCGUAACCUUGCCUCGUCCUAUAUCCAAUGAUCGUUCAAUAUCGCCUAUCCGGUCCUCCCAUAAGCGAACGUCUUCGGGCCACCUGGUGAAUGGUGGCAGCGAUCCGCAGAGGAAGAAGAAGGCUCCUACGCCACUCAUCACUGGCUUUCAAAGGCAGAGUUCGGAAGAUAGGCAGUCUGUGUCAUCUUCAACAAGUGGUUCUCCGUUACCCAGUGCACACAUUCGCAAACUCGGUUCUGUCGACGGCGCUUCGGCUUCCCCAGCAAGACCUACGGGCUACAAGAAACAGCGUGACCAGAAUGGGCGAACACGCUUGGCACGUGCCUGCGCGGCGCAAGAACUGGAAACGGCAAUGACUAGGCAUGCAGAACGCCCAGAGGAUUUGAACGUAGCAGACAAUGCUGGCAAUACCCCGCUGCAAAUUGCCUCCCUUGAGGGUUGUGCUCCUAUUGUGAAAUUUCUUCUGGAAGCUGGCUGUGAAAUUGACACCAAGAAUAUCGACAAGGAUACUCCGUUAAUCGAUGCGGUUGAGAACGGACAUUUGGAUGUUGUGAAACUCUUGCUGGAGGCGGGUGCGAACCCUCGUACCGUGAAUGCAGAGGGUGAUGAGCCCUACGACCUGAUUCCGACGGACUCGGACGACUACGAAGAGAUUCGGCGAGUGUUAGCAGAGGCAAAAGCAGCCGCUAGGCCUGGCCGUCGUUCAGAGGAGCGAGCUGGGUCCGACAACAAAGAACCGCCCUCGCGACGCAUUUCAGCCGAGAGUGCUCGCGACUCGCCCCCUGCGAACAGGCCGCGUAGCCCUCCUCUCAACACCACGACGAAACGAAAGACUGUUCGAAGCGAGGCUACCCGAAACGACCUGUUGUGGACCACGGCAACUCCGGAGAAUCUACAAGCCUUUGCCGCCAAGGGCGAUUUCGUGGGAGUUGCCAAUAUCUUGAAUGUGGGACAGAAGGCUGAUACCGAGUCCAUGAUUGCUGCUGCUAAAGGGGGUCAUGACGAAGUGGUUUCCCUCUUGCUUGGUAUUGGGGAUGCAGACCCUGACCCUGACCCAAUACAAGAUGGCUCUCAGAAGCCAGGUUACAACACGCCCAUGCUCGCUGCUAUUGGUCGGGGUAACCUGGAAGUUAUCAGGAUCUUGCUUAACCAACGCCAGUUCAACCCGACACGACGACUUUACAGAGAUCGCACGUAUUUUGAGCUGUCCCGGGAGCGCAGGGCAGAUAACUGGGAGGAAGAAUAUGAUCUUCUACGGGAUGCAUACGACAAUCACAUUAAAGCCAAGAAGCACCGGAGGGCGGAAGUUUCGUCACCCCGACGACACCGUGAUAGAGAACGGGAGAACAAGCGAUCUGGACGCAGAGACUCGAUAUCUCCAGGAACUCGACCUCGAAAAAUGAUCGGCAGCCCGGGCCACCGAGACACCGCUUCUAAGGACGCAGCUCUUGCGAAGGAAAAAAGGCGAGACUGCAUGGCUCAUGCCAAAGAGAAGUCUGUUCGUCCGAAACUAUCCCACCGGCCGAGCGAGGGUUUGGCUGCUGGCCCUGAUCCUGACGGGUCUCGACAUGACCCACCUAGGUCCAAGCUAUCUUUAUCGGCUAAAGACGGAGAAUCGGGUGCUACUGGGCGUGGGGACGAGGCUCCUAAAAGAAGACGAUUGAUCGCCGGACGUCCCCCUCAAGAUCGCGACCGCAGAAGGCCUAGUUUACCGUCGUCCGAUUCUGUGUCAGGACGGGAGGAGAAUCCUAGACCACGUAUGGAUCAUUCUGAACCUGGUACCAAGUCAGGAUUGAAACGUAGACAAGGCAGCGUGAGCCCUGAACCCCCUCGCUCUCGUGACUUGGAGGCACUCAAGAAAAAACGGCGGGUCUUGUCCGAAGACGGGACGCCUAACAAUACUAACGGAGCGCCGAAGAAGUGUCAAGCGGCAACAAUAGGAGACAUCAAAUCUUUGCGCCAGGAGGACGGCGGCGAUUCACAGUUGGACCCUAGUGCUGCUGUUCUAGGGGAGCCCGAGAUGAUAGCUCACAAGCCACCCGAACGAAAACCCGUGAAAGAAGAGCAUGAGAAGCACGAGGCACAUGACUUGGACGAUAUUCCAAUGGAGGAUUCUGUGAGCCCCACUGCGAAGGCGGAAGUGGAGGCGGAAGCUCGGCGACAGAAGGAGGCCUGGAAAGCGAAACAGGAACAAAUAGCGGAGGAAGCGCGCUUGGCCGCUGAAGCCGAAAAGGCUCGACUUGAAAGGGAGGAGGAAGAACGGGCGGCUCGGGCAGCUCGCCAUGCUCAAGAAAAGGCUGCGGAAGAGGAACGCAAGCGGCGAGAGGCAGAACAGCGGCGGAUCAGGCAAGCUGAAGAAGAGCGCCAGAAACGUCUCGAACAAGAAAGGCUUCGUCUUGCAAAACUGCGCAGGGAGCAGGAAGAACAAGAACAGCGACGGCGUGAUGCGCUACCAAGCAGACUUCGAGAUGCGGCCAAUUUGGUUGGGUCAAACGACCCUCGGGCGCGGAGCCAUAUAUGGUUGAAGAAGUUUAUGCCUGUGGUUACGGCUGAGACGAGACAACUGGAUGCUUCUUGCGCACCGGAUGUUGCGGAUGAGAAAUGGGUUCCAAACUACUUGGUGGCACCGUUAUUGGCAACAAAUGAUCUGCAAUUGUCGCAGUAUGCCAGCUGGGAGAAACGGAAUGCGACACAGACACAGCGGAUGAAUCUAUGGCGGGUCACACGACGAAUGCUUGUUCAAGCGGAUGACACGGAAUUCAUGAACUCGUCCUUUGGACAGAUUAUGCGCCGGGAUAGUGAGACACGACCCAAAUACUUCGAUAUGGAGCAUGUAUUUUGGGUUCGGCUUUCCGACUUCAUGGAUCUUGUCCCGCAUGUUCCACAUCUGCAUGGGCUCGACAUCCAGUUUCUGAAGAUGCACAUUGAUCAGGAACCGUCGAUGGCGCCUGCAUUCGAUCUACCGCAGCCCAAUGGGCAUGUGGCGGGACCUCCCUUGUCGGACGGAGAAGAGACCAUUUCCAACCCCCCCGUCGCAGCCGCCGAUGAGGUCGAAGUCUCAGCUGACGCUGGCGCCGGCGGCCAGAUGUCCGUCCUGGAUGCCCUGAAGGGAGUUUUGCGCAUCUCUUUGAUCCACGACGGUCUUGCUCGUGGACUCCGCGAGGCGGCCAAGUCUCUGGACCGUCGCCAGGCGCACAUGUGUGUGCUCAACGAAGGCUGCGAAGAAGAGGCCUACAAGAAGCUCGUGGUGGCUCUUUGCUCUGAGCAUAAGAUCCCUCUCAUCAAGGUCCCCGAUGGAAAGAUGUUGGGCGAGUGGGUUGGUCUUUGCCAGCUCGAUCGUGAGGGUAACGCUCGUAAGGUCGUCAACUGCUCUUGCGUCGUUGUUAAGGACUGGGGUGAGGAGUCCCAGGAGCGUUCCGUUCUCCUCAACUACUUCCAGACUGAGCAGUAG